Molecule: messenger RNA, 5039 nt
Organism: Ylistrum balloti
Lineage: Eukaryota; Metazoa; Mollusca; Bivalvia; Pectinida; Pectinidae
Exons: 8
Coding region: 16-801 (261 amino acids)
Source: RefSeq, a predicted model, not a curated record
GCGGAAGUAGAUACAAUGGAGAACUGGCGAGUUCAAUGUGCCCUUUUUUUCCCUAUUUUAGCCAUCGUUUUCGGCCAAGAUAUCCCAUCAGAUAGAACGAUGAAGGUAUGUACUGGAUCUUCUCUAAGAUUGGAUUUUGAUGGUGCAUCCUACAAUGAAAAAGUUCUAUUAAACUGGCUCUUCACACCAGUGGGAGGCAAACGAAAAGACAUUGGCCUGAAAACAACUGAGAGUGCCUUCAGACCUGUUGGUGACUAUGUUGGCCGUGGAGUAGAGAGAGUCGGUGUUAUUGGAAUAAUUAUCCCACAUGUAACAGCAGCUGACAGUGGGCUUUAUGAGUCCCAGGACCCAAACUUUAUAUACAACAUAACAGUACAAGAUCCAUGUUUGAACAUCUCACAUGUUGUUUCUAGGGAUGACAAAAAAUGUGUAGAUAUACAUUGUGCCACAGGAUAUGAUUUCAAUAGGAUCGAGGUAACAGAGGGAGGUGACCUGCAGCAAUUUGACACCGAUUCAAUUACAUUCUGCAGUACUUCUGUUAUCGCUGUGGCCUGCGUUGCUGAUAAUCAAGGUCAGGAGAUGUCAGAUACAACGACUGUUGUUCUGACAAUCAAAAGUGAUGAUGACUAUAAUGAAAAGGAAUCUGAUGAUGACUAUAAUGAAAAGGAAUCUGGAGGACUCCGAGGAGAGAUAAUUGCAGUCAUCGUUAUCUCUAGUUUCGUUGCUAUUGUUGCCAUAAUUGCAACAACUGUUUUCUUUGUCAAGAGACAAAGGGGCAACGGUAGAGGAUGUAUGCCGUGAAAAGUUCAAAAGAACCAUCAUUCCAGCGGUACAAGAUGGUAGGAACCAUCUGGGUGUUGUUUGAAAUAUAUUCAUAUAUGAAAAUUGCUCUAGUCGGCUAAAAUUUUUAUAUUUCAAUAUUUAUCUCAUAAUGCUUAUUUACAUAAUUAUUUGUAUGAUAUGUGCUUGAUUCACUGACAAGAAUUAAAUCAAUGUAUUGUUAAUUAUAUGUUAGUUAUUCAAGUCUAUAGUGUCAUGGACACGUAUUAUCAUCUUCAUAACAUUGUAAUUACGCGGCACAUAUUGGAUAUGAACACAUUUCGACAAACGUUUGUAGGAAACAAGUUUAUACUAUAGUUUGAUCCUAUCUUUGAAAUUUAAUUCUUUAUAUCUAUCGGUGUUCAGUAUUUGACAGAGCACUAUAACACGUGCCAAAAAUGAUUUGGGUCCAAAGGAGAAUGUAAGAAAUGGCGCUCCGAGGACAAGAGAUACUAGGUAAUAUUGUUAAAGGGGUCCAUCUUGUCGACAUCUAAUGAAUGAACUGUCAGCAAAAUGUGCAUGUUGUGGCCGAUAGAAGGAGAUUUAGAAGGGGGGACAGUGGGAUUCAGCUGAAAAGCGUGCCUAAAAUGAUCAUUUUAAAUUCUCUGACCACGAGGUGUUAUUUUUGUGACGAAUCUGAAAUCGAAUAGGGCCACUAUCUUGAAAAAAUUAUGUUAAACUUCUUCUCUUCACGAGUUCCACUGGUGCCUCUGAACUGAAAAGUGGUGUGGUGGGGAUGUUAAAGAAGGAAACUUGAGAAAGUGUUGUCAUUUUUCAGCUUUUUCGUCAAAAGUUCAAUAUGUCUGUAACAUGAUUCCGCAAUCCGGAUGGCCUUUUCCCACCACUAUUGCUGUUAUGUCAUAUACAGGUUUUGAUAGUGAGAUGACCAUUAAGGUUUAUGGACCUUUUCAUUUAACGUUGAUAAUCCAUUGAGUAAAGGCUCAUCUCCCAUUGGGGUUGUGAAAAGGCGUACAUGUUACAAACAUAAUAUGCCAAAUGGUUACAUGGUUUAUAAAGGACUAGCUAUAUUAAAAUUAAAUAAUAUGUUUUAUGCGUAGAUAAUUGAUAACAAAAACAUAAUUAAGAGAACAUGUAAAUACAUUGACUCGUUAUCAUUAUAUACAUUUAACUAAUACACGCAUGGUCUUAUUCUUGUGUUUUUUCAUGAGUCUCCGUGUGAAUUUUUCUUUUGUUCAUACCUUGCCCUAGUUUUAAGGGAUUUGAGUUUGGAUCAUGACUAUGCUAACAUGGUAGCAUUUUCUGUUUCUUGAGUACCCACCCCACAUGUAUCAUUCUUCUUUUGAGACAGAUUUAUAUCUGCUAGUCAGUGCAAGGUUGAGUAGUUUCAUAAUCACUGUAACCCUUACAAAUAAAAGAUGAACAAAUAGCAUCGAAGGAAAUGAAAAUUUAUUGUGUUUUUUUUUUAAGAUUAAAAGCCUAUUUCUAUGACCCCGGUGAAAUUCAUCACAGUCCAUCACCCUAUGAAAUAGAACUGUCUGUACUUAUAUAUCAUGUGACAUGCAGUUUUGUUAUUGGAAGAUUUCGUACUUCCUUUUUAACCUUAUAUAUGUACAUAUAUGUAUUUAUGUAAAGCAUGUUUUCCCUGCAUUCAUUUAGAUAUUUCUAACUCAUCAUAAUAAUGAUGUAAUGUAAUUACAAGUUCAUAGUUUAUAUCAGAGGACAACAUCCUUGGAGGUUACAUUAAUUAAUCAAUAAUUUUCAUUAGUUCACGUUUACAUUCAUAACUUUGUUUGAUUUGUCUUACAGACCUUGGUUAAAUAUAUCCCUUAACAAUGAUUGUCUUUGUAAAAGUCAUACCUCCCAGCUUCUAGUUUAACGAAAAGUAUAUAUAACCUUUGGCGUGCUUCUAGUUUUCACAGAGAAUGCAGUGAACCGCGUAUAUUUGUAGAUAUAUAAGAUAUGUAUAUGAUUAACUUCUUGACUGAUACUUAGAUAAAAGAUGUAUAUGUGACCUUUCAUUACAGAUACUACAUAUUCCAUUAUAUUUGAAUCCACAAUGAUAUGGUUUUAGCUUCUUCAGUGGAUUGCACAGCUUUGUGUAGGUAUGGUGAUACUUACCUGACUAAUUGUAGAGGCGUCACGUAUUAAAUUAACGAUCCGAACACUGUUUAAGAUACAGUCUGUUGUUAUCAUGCUCAACAUGUCUAAACUAAUGUUUUUAAUGAUGCAAUUAUUGAGAUUUAUAUUGAUGUAAAAAGGGACAGCAUACAAACAGGUUCUAUGACUGUGAAACAGAUUAUAUCAACUAAAAAUUUGAAAGAAAAAAAAAUAAAUUUUAUAUAUAGGUUCUCAUUGGUCCCUAGUUGUGCCAGUUUGAUUUUGGAUCUGAUCAGGGGGAAAAACAAAAAUUGGCCAACAGACGCCUGUCUCGGAUUUUGACUUUGAAAGUUUGUUAUCGCUCUUUAUUGAGAACUAGAUCUUUCUCAAAUAUCAUUGUAUAUUUUCCUUGAUACCUAGUUGUUUGAUUUUGCAGAUAGCAUAAUGAAUUGUGUAAGUAUAUAUAUGUAUAUACCAUCAGAGUGACCGUAGAGUAAAUUAAAAUUACAUGAGUUGUAUGUUUGUUCUUUGUUACUAGACCAGAAAAUCACAACGUGGGUAUCGUCUUAUUAAACUGACUAAGGACACUUAUGUAAAUCUUAUAUGCUGAUAUGUUCUACCUGUAAACAUGCCAUUUCUUUUCAAAAACAACUUAGUUUGUAUAUAGUUUCUUCUUUCUAAAAUACUUAAAUUGAUAUUAAAAAUUAUUAAGUUAUAUAUAUAUAUAUAUAUAUAUAUAUAUAUAUAUAUAUAUAUAUAUAUAUCAAUGAUGCUUUAAAAUAACUAAUCACCGAUCAUUGGAUUUUUUAAAUUCUCAAAAUUGUCGAUGUAGACAAUAUGAUAUUAUAAAUACAAAAGUGAUUGGUUAAUAUGAAAAUAUUUCAAGGAAUUUCUAGUUAACUGUACAAUGUACGAACAAGGUUGCAGUACAGAUUAAUUUCAUUUUCAAACAUGCCACUGAACUACUCAACUACUCGACUGUUAUGUUGUAUGAGUGAAUAAUGGAAUGAUUAUAAUGAUUUUCUUAGAACGAUUAUUUCGUAUUUGCUAAAAUGUUUUGUAAUUUUUAAAAAGAUUUUUUUAUAGAAUCGUGUAAAGAGUUCACAUUGUUUUGCACUUAAACAUUUAAUUUAUAUUUUAUCUAUAUUGACAUAUCUUAUUUUGUAUUCAUAUAAUUUAUGUAUUCCAGUACAUUUUUUAAUAUCUAUAUUACUAUUGCAACAUGUCUAGAACUUCAUCCAAUUUACACAUGAUUAUGGUGUUUUCUGAAUUCACGUCUUUGAUACGAACUUAUGUGUAUCUAGUUGAAACCUCAUGGAAUGAUUGUAAAUUAAUGUCGACGACUUGUAGGUUAUGUUUUGACUAUAUAAUUGGAAUGGAGAUAUCUAAAAUAUAUAAAGAUGGCAACAUUGAAGACUGACAUGAAUAGCCAUAUGAUAAAAGGAAUAUCAAAGGAGAUAUGAAGAUCAGAAGACCGAAAUUUCUUAGUUUAAACAUUUUGUUCUUGUUUUGAGUUUUAAAAGGUUUGAUUUUAGUAAUGUUGAAAAAGUCAAAAUGUUGCUCUAUUUCUUUUUUCAUUACAGGCAUCAUAAUAUAUUGAAAAUGAAAUUUUCAUUGAUUCCCUUUAUUUUUGUUCUAGGUUAGAGGUAAUCUUUAUCAGCAACAUGUUUCCAAUUUCAUUGAAAUGAAGUAGACUAAUUCUGAGAUGAUAAAAAAAGAAAUGUUAAAAAGCUGAAUUUUCAUUCGAUUAUAUAGGAUCUAAAUUGCAAAGCAACAGAAUAAUGAGAUUUUGAAAAAAAAAAGUUGUAAUCUAAUACUUGAAAAUAUUCUAAAACUUCAAUUUUCUGAGUUGUUUCUGCUUUAUUUUCGCUGAUUUUCGGUAAUGAUGUUUUAUUUUCAACAGUAAAAUAUUCAAUAACUUGCGAUGAAAUGAAUGAUUAGAAAGUCACGACUCACUAAGAGUUUACAUUAUCCACUAAAGUUGAUAACAAGAUAGUUAAUACCGAAAAUCAGCGGGAAAUGUGUGACCAACAUUCAGCUUUUUUGUUUAUACCAUUUAUGUUUCCCUAAACAUACUUCCCAUUUUAAUCAGGAUUAUUAAAUGUAUCGUGUAUUUUGUUUGUAUAUCCAGUAUAAUUUGAUAAUAAAACCAACACUUCCUA